Frankliniella occidentalis (western flower thrips) is the source of this 1261-nucleotide messenger RNA. Its product is annotated as monocarboxylate transporter 11-like. Gene Ontology annotation, molecular function: monocarboxylic acid transmembrane transporter activity. Bases 190 to 1227 code for a protein of 345 amino acids. The transcript is spliced from 6 exons. NCBI's taxonomy places the organism in Eukaryota, Metazoa, Arthropoda, Insecta, Thysanoptera, Thripidae. Gene Ontology annotation, biological process: transmembrane transport; monocarboxylic acid transport. The record is from RefSeq and is a predicted model, not a curated record.
ACUGCGAGCUUAACACUUUACCCGUCUGGUGACAACGAGGGCGGCUGCGGCUGCUGCAGUGAGGCGGAGAGGCUGAGCGGGGCAGCACACGUGCGUCGACACCACGGACACGUUUGUCAAACGCGGACGCGGGGCUACUCCUUGACGGUUUUUCCAGUUUGAUGUGACUUUGCUGCUGGAGCGUGGACCAUGGGGGCCUCCCCGCCCGCCCCGCCCGAGGGCGGCUACGGCUGGGUCAUCGUGGGCUGCUACGUCGCCAACAUGGCGUGCGCCAUCCAGCUUGUCCAGAUGAUGGGGCUGGUCCUGAAGGACGUCUUCAAGUCCCUCGACAUCUCUGACAGCGAGGGCACCACCAUCAUCACCCUCUGCCAGGCGGUCAGCUUCGUCCUCGGGGUGGUGGCCGGGCCGAUCAUCCGCCGGUGGGGCUUCCGCUGGGCGGCGGCCGGGGGCGCGCUGCUGGCCGCUGCCGGGCUCGCGCUCUCCUCCACGGCCAGGACCUUCAUCGAGUUCACCCUGUACUUCAGCCUGCUCAUGGCGUCCGGGCUGAGCCUGAGCUACCCGGCGUACAUCGUGGCGCUCAACACGUACUUCCGGUCGCGGCGCACGCUCGCCACGGCCGUGGCCAUGGCGCUGACGGGCGCUGCCGCCAUCCUCACGCCGCAGGUCAUCAGCGCCGCCUCCGGCCACUUCGGCCCCAGCGGCGCCAUGCUCGCGCUCGGCGGCGUCCUGCUGCAGUCGCUGGUCGGCGCCGUGCUGCUCCGGCCCCUGCCCGCGGCGCGCCCGCCCCCACCCACGACGGCGACCCCCGCCGCGGAGGCGGAGACGCCCAUGCUCAAGACCGACCUCACCCAAGGCGAGAAGGCUGAAAGUUCGCCCCCAGUUCGCGUGUACGGUGCGCUGCGCUCCGUGGUGGCCUUCUUCGACUUGGAGCUGCUGCGCAGCCCGUCGUUCGCCUGCCUGCUGGUGGGCACCUCGCUGGGGCUGUUCGCCGACAUCAACUUCGUCCAGUUCCUGCCCUUCGUGCUGGGCCGGCGCGGAUUCUCGACGCGUGAGGCGGCCGACAUCAUGUCCGUGUUCGGCGUGACGGACACGCUGUGCCGGCUGAGCGCGCCGCUGCUGCACCGCGCCUGCGGCCGCUCCAGCCGCUUCAUGUACGCCGCCACGCUGGGCGUGUUCGCGGCCACCAGGACGGGUGAGUGGUCCGCGACAAAAGGGUACUUCAUUUAAAAGUUAAAAUGAAAAUAAGUCGGGUGAAAAUCAA